Messenger RNA from Plutella xylostella (diamondback moth), 1768 nucleotides. The record is from RefSeq and is a predicted model, not a curated record. Lineage: Eukaryota; Metazoa; Arthropoda; Insecta; Lepidoptera; Plutellidae.
CACCCAAAAAACGCAAAGCCAAAACACCGCGCACCGCAAGCGUUUUCACCUCGUUUCUUUGUGUUUUUAACUAUUUAACAUCUAAUUAUUGAGUUUAAAACGUUAAAAUGAGUGCGCCAAACGGCAUGCUGUAUGGCGGCGACGAGAUAGGCGCUUUAGUGUUCGACCCUGGGCAUCACUCGUUGCGUGUUGGUUAUGCCCAAGAAGACACUCCGAAGGCCGAUAUCCCGGCGGUGGUGGGCGUGGGGCCCGCCACACACAUCCCUGAGGCUGAGGAGAAGACACAGGAUGGGAACGUCACUCAGACCGGUACGAAGGCGGGCGGCGACAUCCGGCACUACAUUGAUGUGACCGCACUGCACGUACCGCGGCCCAACAUGGAGGUCCACUCGUACAUGAAGGACGGACAGAUCGACAACUGGGACCUGUUCGAGAAGAUGCUUGAUUAUUGUUAUGCCAAGGUGAUCCGCUCGCCCUCCGAGCACCACCCAGCCCUGUUCACCGAAGCAGUCUGGGCCUCGCGCGGCACUCGGGAGAAGCUGGCCGAACUGCUGUUCGAGAAGUACAAGGCACCGGCAUUCUUCCUCGUCAAGAGCGCGGUACUGGCCGCCUUCGCGAACGGCAAGUCGACGGCGCUGGUGGUGGACGCGGGCGCCGGGCAGACCUCCGCCGUGCCCGUCAUUGACGGAUACGCACUAACGCACGCGGCGGCGCGGUCCCCAAUAGGCGGCGACCACCUCGCGAACGCCGCCAAGCAGCUGCUGAACUCACUGCACAUACAGAUGCUGCCCAUCUACAGUAUACAGAGUAAAGAAGUAAUCCGUGAGCGCGAGCGCCCGCGCUACACGCUGAAGUCGCUCCCGGCCGCGCUGACGCUCAGCUGGCGCGAGUACAUGCUGAAGAGGCAGUACGAGGACUUCUGCCACUGUAUUGCACAGGUGUCCGAAUGUCCGUACGACGAGCGCGUGGCGGCGGCCAUGCCGGGCGCGCACUACGAGUUCCCGGGCGGCUACCACCAGGACUUCGGCCCCGAGCGGUUCAAGCUGCCCGACUGCCUGUUCGACCACAGCCAGGGACCGCAGCAUCUAGUGUGCGCGGCAGCAGGCGCGUGCGACGCGGACGCGCGGCCCGCGCUGUGGGGCAACGUGGUCAUCUGCGGGGGCGUGUCCAACACGCAGGGCUGGAUGGAGCGGCUCAGCAAAGAGCUGUCGUCGCGGGCGCCCUCCUCGCACCGGCUCAAGUCGCACGCGCCGCCCUCGCCGCAGGAGAGACGGUUCGCCUCCUGGAUAGGCGGCUCCAUUCUGGCUUCCAUCGGCUCGUUCCAGCAGAUGUGGAUCUCGUCUCAGGAGUACGACGAGGGCGGCAAGGGACAGCUCGAGAGGAAGUGCCCGUAACUUGAUAGGGACGGAUAUACAUACAGGUGUUGUAGUGGGGGUGACUCGAAAUGGUUAGAGAUUUUCAGGAGUAAGGUAGGCAGCAUGGAAGUAGAAAUUAAGACGGAAGGAAUCUCGCUAACUAAAAAGUGAGUCACCCAAAGUAAGUCGAUUUCAUUGUUGCGUCGAGCCUGACACACACAUUCACACUCAGAGUAAGUCAGUCCGCCGCCGCGCGCCAAUCACGUCGCACCCACACACUCUCAUGUCGCCGUCAUUGUGGUGCUUCAGUGUUUUAGUCAGCGAGAUUCCUUCCGCCUUUUUAUCGACUUCCAUGGUAGGCAAAUAUAAUUUUUCGAUCUUGAAGUGUUGAAUGACCAUGUAUAAAUAUGUGA